AGUCAGAGGAUUGAAGAAGGGGACAUCCGGGGAUUGUGUCCUCUUGGCGGUGGGGAAGACCACCUUUGGUCUUAAAGGGACAGGGCAGGGCCAAGAAGUGUCUGUAUAUAUAAUAACAUAGGGGGAGUGUAAUAUAGUGGUUAGAGAAAUAUGCGGAUGCAAGUGUCCCGAGGAAGAAGUGAGGUGUGUUGCCUUAAAGGGCCAGUGCAGUAAGAAGAACGGAAGAGAGAGAGAGAGCGGCUCCUUGGCUGCUUGCGUCAGAGGCAGUUCAACAGGUGGAGCCGGAGCGUUCGGCGGAGGCUUGGCGGCAGUCGAGGCCAUGGGCGACCCGGAGGAGACUUUCGGGGGCGACGGGGACCCCAACCCGGCCCCCUACGAGGAGCUGGUCUCGGCCCUGGCUGGAGGCCUCUACGGGGAGCUGGAGCGGCUGGUGGCGGCCCAUGGACCCGGCGCCGUCUCGGGGCUCCUGCCCCAGCUGGUCUCCGUCCUGGAGUCGCUGCAAGGCGCCUGCGGGCAAGUCCGGGAGCGGGACCAGGCCCUGGAGCGCCUGCGGGACGACCGGCUCCGGCUCCUCGAGCAGUACGAACGCGAGCGGGCCGGGCGCAAGCGGGCGGAAGAGAGGUUCAUGGAGCUUGAAGAUGCCAUGGAGCAGGAGCGUAAGGCGCAUGGGACAGCCUUGAACCGGCUCGAAGGACAGACCCGCAUUUUGGAUGGCAAAGCGAGGAGCUACGCCGAUCAAGUGGCCAGCCUGGAGGAGCAAAAAUCUUCAUUGCUGAAAGAACUCUCCAGUCUCAGCCAGACCCACUCCAAGAUGAUACAAAGUUACAAAGAGCUGAAAUUGCAGAGGGCUUCGGCUGCUGUGAGUCAAACUGGAUCUUCAUCUGCAGAGGCGAAAAGGUUGAAGCUCCCUCCACUCCAAGUGCCCCCUUCAUUUCUGUCAAGAACCUCAGACCCUGGGCCUCCUGAAACACUGAAUUCCCCAGAAGAACCUGGAGAGAUUCAAGGGCUUCCUAGUUCCGAAAAGGUGCCUGAGAGCGACCCAAAAAGGAACUCUUUCCCCUUGGCGGAGGAAAUAGUGCACCUUGAGAAAGAUGCCUCUCCUGCUCAAAAGCAGUGUUUUGACUUGGAUGAUCUUGUAAGCUCCACUCCAGAACUAGGACCUGACCCACAGCAAACAAGCAGCCCCUUGAGUUCCACCCUCGAGCGCAACACGGUCUCCCUUUUCGCCGAGGUCUCGGGCCUCAGCCCUGAACUUCUCAGUGAUAUGGAUGACGGUGCUGAUUUGCAGGGGGAUGCCUUAGAAACUGUCAUGGCAGAAAAUGCUAAACUGCAAGAAACACGGAUCGCAUUGGAUACUGCUCGUCGCCACCUUAUUGCCCGUGUGGAAGAGCUUACUGAAGAGCGCGAGUCGCUGCGGAUGGAGCGUGAGGGGACAUUGGGGGCACUGAGCCGCUGCCAAGCCCAACUGAAGGAGGCUGAGUUAGAACUCAUCCGUAUCCGACAGGAAUUUGAGGAUACGAGACGUUCAAGCGAGGAGGGCGAGGCUGAAGGAAGCUCAUCGCGGCCUCAGAGGUUCACACGAGCCGAGAUGGCACGGGUGGUGAUGGAGCGUAACCUCUACAAAGAGAGACUGAUGGAGCUACAAGAAGCCGUUAGACGAACUGAGCUACUCAGGGCUUCGCGAGAGGAACAAGCUGUCCAGAUGAAAAAGUCGUCUUUCUGGAAAAUCUUUGACCGUUUGUUCAGCCCCUCGGAUUCUCUAGAGAGAUCACCCGCUUCUCCGCUGCCUCCAGGGAGGCCUCGGUCUAGUCCCGGUGCCCGCAAUGAACUGGGACGGAAUGGUGGACAGUUGUCUCCAGCCUUACGAUACAUCCCACGAGCUACCUCACCCACCAGCGAAGCUGAUACCUCUCCACAGCAGAAGCGGCGGGAACUGUAUCGGGAGAUCCGCUCACACAUCUGGCAAGAGCACGGCCGGGCACAGAUCCAUGGGUGGAGCCAGCCACCUGAGCUCCAGAGCCAAGACCCAUCUCCAUGGGGCACUAACAUCCCUACACUUGUGCAGCUUCGGAUGUUGGACCAGAAAGACCCCAGCACCAAGCUCUGGUGUGCUGCAGCAUCACUUGGACUAGAGUCUCAAGAAUUGUCAGAGGCUGGUAACCCCCAUCAGUGCAUCGCAGGCAGCUCACAGCUCUGGGUGGCUGCCGGAACGCACUCUGCAAGCGAAAUUACUCUUUUCAAUGCCCAGAACUCAAACCAACUCCUGGAGCACUUUGUCUUGCCUGGAGUUCACAUUCUCUCCAUCGCCUGUGUGCCUGGCCUUAACAUCCCUGAGAGCGAGAGCCAGCAGCUAGAGCCUGAGAUUCUUGAUGAUCCCCUGGCACCUGGAUCUGACAGCGAUGAUGAAACACGGGAAAUGGAGGCUAUUGGCACCGAACCCACCAUCUGGUUUGGAACCCAGGAGGGCCGCAUCUAUAUUCACUCGGUGAAGACUGACUGCCGACGCUGCAGGGGACGGGUUCAGCUGAAGGAUGCGGUCCACUGUAUUGUCCACACCCAUGGCCGAGUAGUAGCUGCAUUAGGGGAUGGAUCUCUGGCUAUUUUUCAUCGGAACCCAGUCCGGAAUUGGGACCUUCGUACCCCACGCCUGGUUGACCUGGGAAGGCCACGGCGCUCCAUCCGUUGUGCCAUUCCUGUGCUGGACCGGCUGUGGUGCGGAUACGGAAACCGGGUCUAUGUGUUAGAGCCUCGUACAGCUCGCUUCCAGCGGUAUUUUGAGGUGACUUCACACCCAGAAACCCAAGUGCGGCACAUGGUGGCAGCCGGUGGUGGCGUCUGGGUAUCCGUCCGACUGGAUUCCACUCUGCGCCUCCUGCAUGCGGAAACUGGGCAGCCCUUGCAGGAAGUGGAGCUGGGCCCCUUCAUGAGCCGUAUGCUUGGGCCUAACAGUCUUAGUUUAGCCUUGAACAUCUCAGCACUUGGCGCUUUUGGAAGGCGGCUAUGGGUUGGCACAUCUGGUGGUACCAUCAUCUCUUUGCCCUUUGUCUCAGAAUUUGUGGGAAGCUCAGAGCCUUCUUCCCCUACCAGCAUCCCCUACUGUGCCAUGGAGCAAGCACAGAUCAGCUACCACGGGCAUCGUGAUGCUGUCCGCUUCUUUGUCUCAGUCCCAGGAUGUGUGAAUCCAUCUGCCUCUGAAAGCCCCAAAGAACUGCACAGCCAAGAGAAACCGAACAGGCACUGCAGCUUGGUGCUCAGCGGAGGAGAGGGGUAUAUCAAUCUCAGGAUAGGAGACGACACAGACGAGCGCUAUGGUGACCUGCUCUUCCCGAAUCCGCGCCUCCGCCGAGCUGAACGAAGCCACCUGAUUGUCUGGCAGGUGCAGGCCUGAGGUAGCGGCAUCAGUGGUGAUGGGCACGAGUACUGCUUUCGGGUGGUAUGGCUUGACUUCCCCCUCGGAAGGAAUGGCACGUUUGCCAGAUAUUGGUGUCUUCUCACCUUUCCCUCACUGCCUCUUGCCCUCCUUCCCUUCAACUUGGUUAAGUCUCUGGGGUCUGCAGGGUUUGAAGUAAAACGUGCACAAGCCAGUGAUGUGGGGGAAAGCCAUCUGGAUCCAGGAUCUGUUUUGCACAGAAAAUCUACAGCUGGUGCACCUGACAUCCCUAUUUUUUAAAAACCCUUCCCUUUCCAUUGCUUUUAAACAGGAUGUGCCUGUAUAAUAAAUGUCCCUUCUCUCAUAUGGACUGUCUUUCCCCCUUCCAAUCCUGCUGCAUUUGAUUGGUCCUCACUGUGUUGCAAACCAGUAGCAGCUUACUUUACUGGCCAGGUGGGUGGAGCCACAGGUUAGAAUGCUUAGGGCUUGUUAAAGGGCUAUUGCACCAUUUGGAAGUGAAGAAGUGACAGGAGAGAGGGUUUUUGAUGAUUUGUAGCACAAGAGACUAAGAACUGGGACUUCCAGUCAAUUCUGAAAGAUGAAACUCUUAGGUUGAUUGGAACGAUGGCCUUCCUUUGUCCUUUUGGCUCUCAGUUUUGAGUAUGUUUUUCUGAUGCAUUUCUGGUUGUGUGGGUUGGAACAUGGGGACAGGAACUGGAAGAUCUGGAAAUAACAGGCACAGACUUGACAAUGCUGGUCCACAUAAACUAUGAUGCUUCUUAAGAGUGAUCUCAAGAGGAAGCCCUUUUGUUUCACCACUACUCUAGAAGCUGGACAGGGAUUGGAUAGUUCCUGGAGAUGUUGAGUAAAUCUGAUCCUGCCCGGAGUACUACAAUGAUGUCAGGGUCAAGGCACAUGCUGCGCUGUUAAGUUUCUCAGGGUUUGUGUUUGUUGUUUGUCUUGUUUCAGCAGGCUAAUAGGGGCCUCUGGCAACAUCUCAGGAUCACUUUCUGUCAGACAGUUUCUCAAUAAAGCUUUACACUUAUUUAUU
Anolis carolinensis (green anole) is the source of this 4421-nucleotide messenger RNA. Its product is annotated as C-Jun-amino-terminal kinase-interacting protein 4. The coding region runs from base 320 to 3388 and encodes 1022 amino acids. Gene Ontology annotation, biological process: vesicle-mediated transport. The record is from RefSeq and is a predicted model, not a curated record. NCBI's taxonomy places the organism in Eukaryota, Metazoa, Chordata, Lepidosauria, Squamata, Anolidae. Gene Ontology annotation, molecular function: JUN kinase binding; signaling receptor complex adaptor activity; MAP kinase scaffold activity. Gene Ontology annotation, cellular component: cytoplasm. The transcript is spliced from 27 exons.